Effrenium voratum is the source of this 3550-nucleotide messenger RNA. Lineage: Eukaryota; Dinophyceae; Suessiales; Symbiodiniaceae. The record is from the annotation of a GenBank genome assembly.
AUGGGCGCCAAGUUCUCCAAGAAGGAGACCAAGUUGGCGCGGCGCGCGGCGGCGGAGGCGCAGGCGGCUCUGGAAGCCGCCGAGGAGAGAGACCAGGAGAACUUCUUGGAGCUAGUUUCUUGGCUCCAAGCGCGGGGCGCCUACAUCAACGAGGCCGUGGGCUUGGCCCGGAGCCCCUCGGCGGGCCGCUUCUUGCGUGCCAAGCGGGAGGUGCGGAACGGGGAGCUGCUGCUGGAGAUCCCCACGGCCUGCUGCUUCUCUGUGACCCCGGGCGCCUACGAGAAGCUCUUCGACGCCAAGCUCUGCGCCGCCCUGGAGGCCGGGGGCAUCCGAAAGGAGAUGGCGGAGCUGGCGCUGGCAUUGGCAGUGGAGAGGCGGCAGGGCGAAGCGACCGCUGACUGCCUGACCGAAGAGUCGGCCUGGCUGCCGUACGUGCAAAUGCUGGAGUGCACUCCCAGCUUUCCCCACUUCUACAAGGACUCGGACCUAGAUCUGCUGGAGAAUCCUCCCUUGAAGGAGUCCCUAGAGGCAAGAACCCGGGCUCUGCAGCUGCUGGCAGCCAAGAGCCGGAUGAACGAGGUGGACGUCAAGGAGGCCAUGCAGAUUGUUCUUGGCCGUGCCUUCACUUGCGACCUGCUGACCUGCAUGUUGCCGGUGGGGGACAUGCUGAACCACACCUUCUACCCCAGCUGCGAAGUGGAGGCCCCGUCCGUUGGCGCGGAAUCCUGGAAGCUGCGCUCGAAGAUGGACCUGCAGCCGGGGGAGGAGCUGAGCUGGUGCUACUGCGAGGACCCAAACCACUUGCUUCUCCAGGCUUCAGGCUUCGUGAUGCAGGAGAAUCCGCACAACCGGAUCAUGGCACGCCCCAGCGACCUACGUAAAGCCUUGCUCUCGGUGUGCAACGAGAAGAGCCCGGAGGACUUUGAUAAGGAGCGGCGCAAGAAGUUUAUAGAGGCUCUUCCAGAUCCAGAAGAGGAAGGGGUGGGGCUUAGCAUGUUUCUUGUAGGGCGUCAGCCUGGAGGAAUCCAGUGGAAUCCGCUUUGGCUUGAUCUCAUAGGCUUUGCUGUGACUGAGAGCCCGGACGCGCAGCAUUGGGGUAAGACUCCAGAAGGCACGAAGCACUAUUUCCAGGCCCUCGAGAAGGCCUCCUGGUCACUGUUCCCCAGAAAUCUGAAAGACGACACGGAGAGUUUCACCGAGAAGAACGAGGAGUUGGCGGCUGUGCUUCGCCGAGGGUACAAAAAGCUUUUGCAAGAGGCCUUGGACGGCUUGAAAACGCGCGACGUUUGGGAUCAGUUGGAGAAGGAGCUUCAGGCGCCGUUGGAUCCAGCAGCGCCGCUGCCUGUGAGAGCAGAGCACACGGACAAGGAGACAGCUGCAGAAGCGGAGGAGGUCAGCGAUGAUGAGUGGGGCAUCCAUUGGGAGAAAGGACAGGACUCAAAGCAGACCGAGGAAGUCCUAGACGAGAUCCAGCGAAAGGCUGCUGCUGCGGCCAAACAAGAGCCGGGCUGGGAGAAGUCGGAGAGGCCGCCGAAGCAGGAGGACGACGGGGAUUGGGAAUCCAAGGCAGAAUGGGAUGCGGGCGAGUAUGACACCGGGCAAGAUAAGAAAAAGAAGAAGGAGACCUGGGAGCCCGAUGAAACAUGGAGCGAGUGGGCCUCCAACUCCAAAGAGGCCUUGGCGGCGGAGUCCAUCGUGCGAAAGAUCCGUGGGCGGUCGGUGGAGCAGACAGAUAUUGCGCAGUUCCCCGACGAGACGGCGGUGCAGGCGUUCAAGGGCUGGGUCAACCGGCGGCUGCCAGAGCAGCGAAUGCUGCUGGCAGCCUUGCUUUGGCUGGAGGCUACCGCCUUGGAAGUGCAGCUUGUUCCGUCUGAUCUGAGUGCCAUCGCCCUUGGCCUUCUCUCUGGAGAGGGCAAGUUGGAGGCGCUGGACGCCGCGUGCCACGCGGUGCCGCACCAUCUCAUGUUGAGGAAGGCUGCGGCGGCCAUUCCCUCCGCGAAGCUCCGGAAGGAGAAGUCGGUGAAGGCUAUUGAGGAUCUGAAGAAGAACCUCAGCAGCCUGCUCGAGUAUGCGGAAUUCGAGAUAGAGGAGGACGACCUGGGUCGCCUGAUUGACGAGAUCUUCAUUGAUCAACCCACCACGGUGCGGGUCAUGGCCCUGGUGCACAUUUGCGAGUACCUCGAGCUGCUCAAGAAGCUGUGGGAUGACAAGGGGGACCUGGAAGCCUGUUUGGCGAAGCAGGUGAGCUUGGAGCGGGGCGUGGAGGUGGUUUGCCGUAUGGACUUGGACAUGGCCUGCAGCCUUGCCGAUCAGACUUUGAACAAGGACCUGGCGCACAUUCGCAAAGCGAAGAUCGCCUGCUUGAAUCGACUGGGCGUCGAAUGGCGCCUCGCUCCAGUGGAGGACCAUCUCAUGCGACUGCACAUGCUUCCUCUUGAGAGGCAGCUGCAGGCGCUGCUGGGCAUUGAGCGGGAUAUCGAGCGCAAGUGGUGCAUUCUCCUGCAGCAGGUCUCAAAGCAGGAGCGUAGCCAGCAACUGCGGGAGUUCUUGAACUUUGAUGAGCGCCUGAGGCCCUACCUACAGGAGGAGGACAUUCUGCCAGGCACCAAAAGGCAGCCCCUGGAGAACGAGAGUGGCAAGAGGGUGGAGACUACGGAGCUUGCCCUGGUGCGCCAAGGUGUCUCGGAAGUCUUCAAGAAGCUGAAGGCGAGAUAUCGCUGGAAGCCGGACAUGUCCUCACGUCAAGAGAUCUCCAAGUCCAACUGGGUCGCACGGCUGUCGGCGGUGCUACGCCUGGCCCAGGAGCCGAACUGUCUUUUCGCCGACAAGUUGCUGCGGAAGAUGCUGAUCGAGGACUGCACUAGGCACCUGGGCACAGAAGUCUACAGCCAGUACCAGACCUGGUCCAAGCUGGAGCAAGGCGAUGGCAUGUUGAUCAAGCGCAAGAAGCUCGCUUCGCAGGAAGUGAUCAUGCGUGUGAGGAGGCAGUAUGAGGAGACUACUACUCGGCCAUGCGAACGCCUGGUCUCCCGGGGGCCCAGUUCCAGCCUCAUACACCAGCAGGACUGGGAGUGGCGGCGAUGACUCCAGGCUUUGGGGCUGCCAUGACACCAGGUCUUGCCCCAGGAACGCCGGGCAUGGGGGCUGUCACCCCGGGUGUGCGCGCACCCACGCCCAACUGGCAGCCACCUGGGCUCACGCCAGUCUACAAGGAAAGCGAGGGCAACACUCCGCAGUGGCGUCCGCCUGCCACACCUUUGGGGCCGUCUGCCGGCACACCGCUAGGACCUGGUACAUCGGGAACCCCUGCGGGAGCACCGCCUCGUACACCAGCCAAUCUGCCGCCUCCUACCCCCAACGUGAAGACGGACGCCUCGCCCUUCACCCCGGGCAUGCCUGGCAUGCUGGCGCCCUUCACCCCGGGCGCUGCACCCUUCACCCCCGGCGCGCCCCAUACGCCCGCCCGCGGCUCCGGCUUCGGAGCCGCCUCGGCCGCGCCGGCGCCCAUGACGCCCCCCAACCUGAGGGAUGCGGUGAAAGCGGAGACUUG